AUGUUUCGAAAUACUUACCAGGGCGGAUUUCUGUCCAUUUUGUAUAGUUGCGGGUCGGCUCCUUUGGAAUUAUGGGACAUGCAUGUGAAAAAUGGAUAUAUACGAAGAAUCACAGAUGAAGAGAUAAAAUCGUUGGCAUUGGAAAUAGCCGGGACUAAUGUGGCUACAACUUAUAUUUACUGUCCGGCAGAUCCGAAGAAGGUGCUGGGUAUUAAGCUGCCCUUCCUUAUCAUCAUUAUCAAGAAUAUGAAGAAGUAUUUCACGUUCGAGAUAACAAUACUGGACGAUAAGAAUAUGCAUAGGAGAUUCCGUGUAAGCAAUUUUCAGAGCACGACGCGUGUUCGUCCCUUUUGCACAUCCAUGCCCAUCGGGCUUUCAGGUGGAUGGAAUCAGAUUCAAUUCAACCUGUGUGAUUUUACGCGACGAGCGUAUGAAGACGAGAUGCCGGAAGAUUUUAAACUCUUUUUCCCGGUACAUCGGAAGAAGUGUGUUAGAGAGGAAGAUGUGCCAAAAAAACCCAGCCUGGUACUUGAAAAAGUACCGUCCAUCGUGAAAGAACCGAUUAUCGAACCGGAAGUGUUAGUAGAAAAGACAAUUGAGCCGCCAACAAUUACGGAGGAACUAGAUUUAAUCGAGGAAACAAUACCAGAGAUGCGUCCGGAAGAAGCGGAAAAGAUAAUCGUGAAGAAAGAUGAAGAACAAGAAAGAGAAAAAGAAGAAAAAGAAGAGGAAAAGGAGGAGGAAGAAGCUGAAGUUGAAGAGACUGUGGUUUUUGACGAAGACGAAGAAGUCGAGCUUACGGACAUUAUUCACGAAGAUGAGAACGAAGAAGAAGCUAUAGAUAUAUUAAAAUUUGAAGAAGAUUACACGGAAAAUGAAGCUGAUUAA
Temnothorax curvispinosus is the source of this 888-nucleotide messenger RNA. Its product is annotated as cilia- and flagella-associated protein 20-like. Gene Ontology annotation, cellular component: motile cilium; ciliary basal body. The transcript is spliced from 4 exons. Bases 1 to 888 code for a protein of 295 amino acids. The record is from RefSeq and is a predicted model, not a curated record. Lineage: Eukaryota; Metazoa; Arthropoda; Insecta; Hymenoptera; Formicidae. Gene Ontology annotation, biological process: regulation of cilium beat frequency involved in ciliary motility; cilium assembly; positive regulation of cell motility.